AUGGAAAUCGCGAAACAGGACCAAAAUGUGAAAAAUAACAAAAACAGUGAAAAUGAUGGAAGUAGUGAGCAAGUCGAAAAUGCUGGAAAUUACGAAAAGUACCCGUGGGACUUAACAAGUGAAAUGGACAGAAAUAGUGAAAAUGAUGAAGAUGGAAAAAGUGAGAACGACAAGGAUGGUGGUAAUGACGAAGAUUGUGAAAAUGACGAAAAUGGUAAAUAUGAUGGAAAUGGUGGAAAGGUCGGAACUGUGAAAAAUAAUGAAAAAAGUGAAGAUUAUGACAUUGGUGAGAAUGAUGACAGUAGUGAAGAGAAUGGGAAACGUAAAAGCAAAGAGGAUAGUGGAAAUGACGAAGAUGAUAAAAAUGACGAAGAUAUUGAAAAUGACAAAGAUGGUCAAAAGGUCAAAAAUGUCGAAAAUGACGGAACUAGUAAUGAUUAUGAAAAUAGUGGUAAUGAUGAAAAUCUCGAGGAUGACGAGAAUAGUGAAAACGACGAAAAUACUGAAGACAUAGAUAUAUUGAACUCAAUCAGACAAGUUCCGAAAGGUCAGAGUCGUAAGGUAGUAGGUCGCAAAAUAAGAGCGCCAGCCCAGGGCGCCAUCUGCAUUUUAUGGUAA
Molecule: messenger RNA, 618 nt
Organism: Athalia rosae (coleseed sawfly)
Lineage: Eukaryota; Metazoa; Arthropoda; Insecta; Hymenoptera; Athaliidae
Exons: 3
Coding region: 1-618 (205 amino acids)
Source: RefSeq, a predicted model, not a curated record